CCUAUACCCAAAAAAAAAAACACAAAUCUGAACCAAAGAUGAGCAUAUUUAGGCAUCAUCGAAAGCGCCUGGAGCUGCUCUUGAUGUUGCUGAUCGGCCUGGUUUGGGGCAUCCUAUUCUCCCAGCUCUUGCAGCGUGCCAGCUGGCAGUUCUACAACGAAGAUCUCAAUGACCAGAGCAGCAGCUUUGGCAGCAAUUACCUGCCAAGUGGCGACAGCUGGAGAACAUCGGAACCUUCGUACCAGCUGACAACCAUGCCCAACAAUCUGACCACGGAUGAGGAAGAUCUGGCUGUGAGGCUGUUCAACGAGACCCGUGUGCUGUGCAUGGUGCUGACCAGUCCGAAGACCCACCGCUCCAGAGCCAUACACAUCAAGCGCACCUGGGGCUCGCGCUGCAACGAGUUGAUCUUCAUGAGCACCAAGUCGGACAAGGAGCUGGGCGCGGUGGCACUCAAGGUGAAGGAAGGCUACAGCAAUCUCUGGGCCAAGACACGGGCUGGCCUGCAGUAUGUGUACAAGCAUCAUUUCCGGAAUUAUGAUUGGUUCCUCAAGGCGGACGAUGACACCUAUGUGGUAAUGGAGAACCUUCGCGCCUUUCUGUACGCGUUCACGCCAACGGCACCUGUUUACUUUGGCAGCAAAUUUAGGUGGCAUGUGAAACAGGGCUAUAUGUCGGGUGGAGCUGGCUACGUGCUCAGCAAGGAGGCGCUGUUUCGGUUCAUGAAAUACGGCUUCAGCAACAGCAGCAUCUGCAGCAAUCGGAGCUACGGCUAUGAGGAUGUGGAGCUCGGACGCUGCAUGCAGGCGGUGGGUGUUGUGGCGGGGGACUCGCGGGAUGAGCAAGGCCUGGCCCGCUUCAUGCCCUUCUCACCGCUGCACUGGUUCGCAGACUCACCGAAAUGGUACAGGCCCUACCGUUACUACACCUCGUCAAAUCAGAGCAGCAACGAUUGCUGCUCGAACUCGGCCAUCUCCUUCCACUACAGCAAUGCCAAGGACUUCUAUGUGCUCGAUUAUGUCAUCUACAAGUUGAGAGCCUUCGGUAUAAGCAGACCUCAGGAGCAGCUGCCAGUGAUGCAGCCAGUUCUGGAGACAUUGCAAAAGUGGCGAACCUCGAAGCCAGAAAAUAAUGAAAGUGUAACUAAAGAAACCCCAAAACCAAAGCUCAAAACAAAAGCCACACAAAAAGCGAAACCUACGCCUAAGCCCAAGUCCAAGCUUAAAACAAAAGCCAUAAAAAUUGCAAAACCUAAUCCCAAGUCCGAACCUAAAACUAAACCCAAAACAACGCACAAAACUACACAUAAAACUACACCAAAAACAUCACACAAACCAAAUCCUAAAACACCAAUAACACCCAAAAAAUAA
Molecule: messenger RNA, 1370 nt
Organism: Drosophila guanche
Lineage: Eukaryota; Metazoa; Arthropoda; Insecta; Diptera; Drosophilidae
Product: glycoprotein-N-acetylgalactosamine 3-beta-galactosyltransferase 1
Exons: 4
Coding region: 39-1370 (443 amino acids)
Cellular component (GO): membrane
Molecular function (GO): N-acetylgalactosaminide beta-1,3-galactosyltransferase activity
Source: RefSeq, a predicted model, not a curated record